AUGGAUGAGUCCCUUCAAGUAGACUACGUCAAGAGCAACAAGGAGAAGCAUUUCACCGUUUGCAUUCCGUUAAAGCACAUAUUUGGAAGUAUGGAAGACUAUCGUCAAGUUAUCGUAAACAUGCGCCAAGAAUUGGUACUGAUUCGUGCUAGAAGCGAUGCCGAUUGUUACAUGGGCACAGCGAACGAUGCAACAAUAACAUUAACAAAAAUUCAAUGGAAAGUUCCUCACGUGACAGUUAGCGACAGUGCCAAAAUUGGGCUAUAUGAGCGCAUUAACAAGGAUGCAAUAAUUACAAUGCCGUUUCGUCAAUGGGAACUGUACGAAUUGCCCGCUUUGAAACAGGCACAGUCGGAUAUAUGGCCAAUCAAAACGUCAACCCAAUUAGAGAAACCUCGAUGGGUAAUCGUAGCAUUUCAACGUAGUGGAAAAAGGUUUUCGCAUGAGGCGAGAGCGACCAAUUUCGAUAACGUCAAUAUCCGCAAUCUAAAGCUUCAUCUCAAUUCUGAAAGUUAUCCGUACGAAGCGAUGCAUUUAGAUUUUAGUGCCAACAAAUAUAUAACCGCAUAUCAAAACUACGUAAACUUUCGUAGAGAUUAUUACAUCAAGGACGAGCAAGACGCUUUGUUUGAUUAUUCUUAUUUUAAAAGUUGUCCAAUCUUUGUAAUGGAUUGUUCAAAACAAAACGAAUCUCUGAAGCAUUCAACGGUAGAUGUUAGAUUGGAAAUGGAAUCGAUGGAGGCCUUCGAGGCGGGAACCGUUGCUUAUUGUCUGAUCUUGCACGACGCCCUAGUUCAAUACAAUCCUUUGACUGGAGAAGUGAAGAAACUAUAG
Photinus pyralis (common eastern firefly) is the source of this 834-nucleotide messenger RNA. RefSeq lists its product as uncharacterized. NCBI's taxonomy places the organism in Eukaryota, Metazoa, Arthropoda, Insecta, Coleoptera, Lampyridae. The record is from RefSeq and is a predicted model, not a curated record. The transcript has a single exon. Bases 1 to 834 code for a protein of 277 amino acids.